AUGGACUACUGCUCCUCCGCCAAUAACACAGCUGUUCUCUCGGAUCGUCCCAACUUCACCACCUACGUGGGUGACCUAACCCAUCCGCGCGAUGUGGUGGACUGCAUGGAGAAGCACAACAUCGACACGGUGAUGCAUUUUGCGGCCCAAUCGCACGUUGACCUGAGCUUUGGCAACUCGUACAGCUUCACGCAGACCAACGUCUUUGGGACGCACGUGCUGCUGGAGAGUGCGAAAAAGGUGGGAAUUCGCCGCUUCAUCCAUGUCUCGACGGACGAGGUGUAUGGGGAGGUGAAAGGCGGCGAGGACGAUUUACCCGAGACCAGUAUACUGGCGCCGACGAAUCCAUACUCGGCGAGCAAGGCCGCCGCUGAAAUGAUGGUGCAGUCGUAUCAAGCGAGCUUUAAGCUGCCGUGUAUUAUUGUGCGGAGUAACAAUGUCUACGGCCCGCAUCAAUACCCAGAAAAGAUCAUAUCAAAAUUUGCCUGUCUAUUAAAUAGAAGGCAACCCGUCGUCCUUCACGGAGACGGCAGUCCUACCCGGCGCUACCUCUACGCUGGCGACGCGGCCGAUGCCUUCGACACCAUUCUGCACAAGGGCCAGAUCGGGCAAAUCUACAAUGUCGGUUCCUCCGACGAGGUUUCCAACAUUGAUCUGUGCGCCAAGCUGCUCUCCGUCAUGGGUAUGGUGGACGGCCGCAGCGAGGACCCCGCCACGGUCAUGCAAGAACCCGCUUUCCGCACCUGGGUCAAGUACACGCACGACCGGCCCUUUAACGACUGUCGCUAUGCGGUGGACGGAUCGAAGCUGCGCGGCCUGGGCUGGAGCCAGCGGACGAGGCUGGACGAGGGCCUCCGCAUCACGAUCGACUGGUACCGACGUUUCGGCGAGACAUGGUGGGGAGACAUCAGCCAUGUCUUGACGCCAUUUCCCGUGGUGGAUGAAGAGGGCUUGAUAGUGCCGGAUUUCGAUCAUAGAAUGCGCGACGACCCCGUGGGCUCGGAUGAAGAAUCGCAGCCGGAGACGUUGGGGGUGAAGAAGCACACGAGCGGGUGA
This is a messenger RNA of Cordyceps fumosorosea ARSEF 2679, 1056 nucleotides long. RefSeq names its product dtdp-glucose 4,6-dehydratase. NCBI's taxonomy places the organism in Eukaryota, Fungi, Ascomycota, Sordariomycetes, Hypocreales, Cordycipitaceae. Bases 1 to 1056 code for a protein of 351 amino acids. Gene Ontology annotation, molecular function: oxidoreductase activity; dTDP-glucose 4,6-dehydratase activity. The transcript is spliced from 2 exons. The record is from RefSeq and is a predicted model, not a curated record.